Molecule: messenger RNA, 975 nt
Organism: Venustampulla echinocandica
Lineage: Eukaryota; Fungi; Ascomycota; Leotiomycetes; Helotiales; Pleuroascaceae
Exons: 3
Coding region: 1-975 (324 amino acids)
Molecular function (GO): monooxygenase activity; oxidoreductase activity, acting on paired donors, with incorporation or reduction of molecular oxygen; iron ion binding
Source: RefSeq, a predicted model, not a curated record
AUGACUUAUCAAGAGGCAUUUGGUACAUCUGCCGAGUACAUGGGGCACUCUCCGUUCUCCAGUCACAAACUUGCAUGGAGGUCCUUCCUCGAGUGGCGUUGGUAUAUGGAAGACCUCGUAAAAGCUCAGCGCGAAACUAGACUCUUGGGACAAGAAAGCCAAAAUCUCCUUGAUUCGCUAGUAGCAGCUGGGGAUGAUGAAGAAAAAGGGCGCAUCUCCGAGUCCGCCAUUCUCGGAAACAUCUGGGUUUUCGUUUUAGGAGGAUACCAUACCAGCUCAAAUACCCUCCAUUUUAUUUUCAUCCUGCUUGCCAUUCACCCAGAGAUUCAACGCGAAUUACAAAAGUCAUUGGAUGAACAUUUUGGAGAUCGGCCACCCUCUACUUGGACGCAUGAAGUAGACUUUCCUGCAUUAUUGAACGGGCACCUCGGCGCGGUAAUAGCUGAAACAGUUCGGGUUUUUGGAGUCCUUCCCUUCAUUCCAAAGUCAACGGGAUCUAGUUCCCAGACUCUAACUCUUGAUGGGGGUUUAUAUACGGUGCCAGCUGAAACUACUAUCCUGAUCAAUACUAGCGCCGUCCACCGAAAUCCAAAAUAUUGGCCCAUUACUCCCCCAAAACCCGGUGAGAGAGCGCCAUUCCCAGUCUCAAAUUGGGAUCCUUGGCGUUGGCUGCAAAUUGAGAGUGGAAACGGCUUGUUCAACCCACGGCCUGGAUCAUAUAUCUCAUUCAGUGAGGGCGCUCGACAAUGCAUUGGAAAGAGAUUCGCACAGGUGGAGCUAUGUGCUGUACUCGCUCGGGUGCUAAAGGAGGGUAGUAUCGAGCUUGCUGUGAAAGGAGGCAAUUCCGAGAAGGGAAGUUUAGAUUGGGCCCAGGCUAGAGAUCAUGCAAUAAAGGAGCUAUCAGAUGGAGUGGGUUUUGGAAUGUCACUUGAGUUAUUCGGCAAGGUUGAACUUUCAUUUGUUUCAAGAGAUUAG